Cyprinus carpio (common carp) is the source of this 2430-nucleotide messenger RNA. RefSeq names its product tpd52 like 2b (gene tpd52l2b). NCBI's taxonomy places the organism in Eukaryota, Metazoa, Chordata, Actinopteri, Cypriniformes, Cyprinidae. The record is from RefSeq and is a predicted model, not a curated record. Gene Ontology annotation, cellular component: cytoplasm.
GCAGUAGACGUCAUCUCAGGGCGCCGGAAGGAAAGCACUUGGGCAGCUCUUCAAGCUGAGCUGAGCUGGCUGGUCGCUCGAGAUCCUGUGUUGACUUGUCAAGCGCUUUUGGAUGUUUUGGUAAUAGAGGGAAGACACGUAUUUACGUCUCCCAGAGCUUUUCCCCUCUGAAUUGCGUAACUGUCAAGACGACUUUUUGGAGCUCUCAACCGACGACAUGGAUUCCGCCAAUCAAGACAUCAAUCUGAACUCUCCACAUAAAGGCCUGGGCUCUGACUCUCUCUCAGACGUGCCUGAAGAGAGGGGGGCAGCCGCUGUGAGUCCUGGGACUCUCCCUCCGGGUCUGACAGAGGAGGAGGCCGAGGAACUGAGACUGGAGCUCACCAAGGUUGAGGAGGAGAUCCACACCUUGCGGCAGGUGCUGUCGGCUAAAGAGCACCAUGCAUCAGAGCUGAAGCGUAAACUGGGCCUGAGCCCCCUGAGCGAGAUCAAACAAAACAUCACCAAAAGCUGGCAGGACGUCCAGACCUCAAAUGCAUAUCUUUCAGCUUCUGCCACUCUGGAUGACAUUGCCAGCUCUGAAGUGUACAAAAAGACUCAGGAAACGCUGUCUCAGGCUGGACAGAAGACCUCAGCUGCCCUCUCCACUGUUGGCACAGCCAUCAGCAGGAAACUGGGUGACAUGAGAGCUCUUCCUUUCUCUAACUCCUUUGGUAGCAACUACUCCAUUCGCCAUUCAAUAAGUAUGCCAACUAUGAGGAACUCUCCAACCUUCAAAUCUUUUGAGGACAAAGUUGGAAACAUCAAGUACAAGGUGGUUGGGGGCAAAGCCAAUGGUGAAAGUGCUCACUCUCCGAACGAGUCCAACCCGGUGCAGGACAACGCUCCGUUCUGAGAUUUAAACACUCAUCUCAUUCUUUGUGAAUCCUGACUACACCCACACUUCCGUUCUCCCAGUUCUCCCAUUCUCUCUUAAUUCUUUCAUCCCUCCUUCCUCUGUCUCCUUUGAUACCCCUCCACCUACUGCUAGCAUGUGCUUGCUCAUCUCACUGAAAACACACACGUAGUACAGAUUCUGUGACAUGAAAUCAUCACAGGUUGUACAAAAGAAGACAAAUGAUAAAUCAUUUUGUAUUAGAAACUAUUUUACACUGCUUUGCAUAAUGUUUUUACAUAACUUUUAUCUAUAUACGACUAUAAAGGAAUAUAAAUAACUAUAUUUAAACAGUACUGCCAAGCAGCAUUCAUCAGGCGGCAGAGGGGUACAAAAUACAAGAAGAAGAAACAUUUAAAUCUGAAGGGGGGAGGAUUUUAGACCAAUAAAGAAAAGAAACUUGCUGCUGAGCAUUCAGUUGAGUUGUUUUUUUUACUCUCCGUACAAUGUGAAGCGAUGCUUUGCUGUACACCUGGUGAAUGUCUGACCUUCUCAGUCGGCCUUACACUCGCACUCUCUAUUGCGUUAUUGGUCUGUUGCUGGUAAAAACAUGUUACACAAAGUUGUUUUUUGCUUUUUUGUUGUUUUUUUUAUUUUUUAAUUUUUUUUUACCUGUGCUCUUUCUUGAUUGUUCAGUUUGUUUGUUUUUUUCAUUGAUGGGAAUGUUUUAUUUCUGCUGUUGACAUCGGAAAUCGCUUGCCUUUGCUUUGUGCCAUGCUGUGUGUGCCAGUUAGUAGAUGCCAUAGACUUUUUGUUGCCAGAAUGUUACACACACACAAACUAUCACAUCACAAGGAUCACUGUUCAAUUUUAAGAAAUAAAAAGGCAGUUACUUUCAUGUGCACAAAUCCAAAAUGUCAAGUGGCGAGUAAGUCCUGCUAAAUAAGCCGAAUUUCUUUUGUUAGUGGCAUUUGUUGAUUUUUCCCAACAGACGUGAACACUAGUGUUGUCUGUAUGAUAGCACAGUCACUUUUUACCUGAAAGAUAUUGGAGUAUAUUUCAUUAUUAGCAAGUGUAAUCUCUUAUUUUUCUUCAUUUUUAUCUGUUCUAUUCUGCUAUUUCAUUCACUUAUAUGGGUGUCAGUGGGUGGCCUUUUUUCAGUAUAUUACACACAAUUACAUGCCUCAUUGGGUGAAAUGCAAGGGAUUACAUACAUUUGACUGACUGGUGCAGAUGAUGAGACGCCAACAUCACGUGUUUUUCUGCUGGAAUACAUGUGUGAUGCCAUAGAAUUGUGUGGAUACACCUGUACACAAACGGUGAAAAGAUUGUGAACAUUCAGAGGAAAAGGACUUCUUUUUUUAUAAUUUUGAGUAGUCAUUUUCGGGAGGUUGUUGUUUAGGGAACAGGCACCAUAUAGCUUUAAAUUAGAGAUUUCAUCCUAGCUAUUUAGAUUUAAAGGUUCAGUUUGUUUUCAUUUAGAACAACAGUGGUGUAAUGUUUCAAUUAUUUUUGUCAGUUGUCUGUAUAUCAAUAAAGCAUUCUUUCAAAUGGCA